GGUUACACAAAAGCCUAUCCGACUCUGUCAGUGGAACCGCCGGUUAUGCGUCUGGUCUCCCCUACAACUCUCUUAUCUCUCGGUCUUCAGCUGUUGCUUGUGAUUCUCGCCCAAGUUGCCUCAUUUGUCUACUACAUAUUUCUGGCAGUCAUUUUCUCCAAGGGUCCGCCCUAUCGGCGUCCAAUGUACUCAAAUUUGUUAUUUCUGGCCAACGUACUCUUCGCCGUGGGUAUCAACGUCUUUCUUACAGUUUAUGAGGGCCAAAGCGUUCUCGAUUCGAUGUCGUGGCGUCCUUGGAAUACGGACAGAAUCCUCUUUAUAUCCACCUCGGAGUCAACGGUUGAGAUCGACUUUGAAGUGCCCUUCAACGACUCAGUUGAUGGCUUCUUCUCAGAUUUUGGAUGUGUUCGAAGACGCUCUGAAAUUAGGCUGUUCUCUGUUCCAAUCUCUGUGACUUCUUUUUGA
Molecule: messenger RNA, 465 nt
Organism: Dibothriocephalus latus
Lineage: Eukaryota; Metazoa; Platyhelminthes; Cestoda; Diphyllobothriidea; Diphyllobothriidae
Source: the annotation of a GenBank genome assembly